Messenger RNA from Vespa crabro (European hornet), 900 nucleotides. RefSeq names its product histone-lysine N-methyltransferase SETMAR-like. Lineage: Eukaryota; Metazoa; Arthropoda; Insecta; Hymenoptera; Vespidae. The record is from RefSeq and is a predicted model, not a curated record. The transcript has 4 exons. Gene Ontology annotation, molecular function: nucleic acid binding. Bases 1 to 900 code for a protein of 299 amino acids.
AUGUCCAGCCAAAUACCAGAAGAGCAUAUCCGGCAUUGUAUGCUUGUUGAAUUUCGCAAGGAUAGUAACGCAACAGUUACGACCAAAAACAUUUGCGAUGUUUAUCCAAGAAGACCAAUAACAUUAGACAACGACAUGCUAAGGACAGAAGUGGAAGCAAAUCCAUGUCAGGCAAUCGAGGAACUCUCAAACAUCUUUAACCAACCUUGGUCGACCAUCCAAGAAUAUUUGCAGCAGAUUGGAAAAAUAAGCAGAGCAGGUUUGUUUGGGUCCCCCAUAAUCUGUCCGAUGAGAACAAAGCCAAUCGAUCCAUCACAUUGGCUCUCUCCAAAUGAAUCACCACGAAGUACUGCAAAGCCGGGUUUACAUCCCAAAAAGGCGCUUGUGUGUGUUUGGUGGAGUAUACGCGGAAUUGUUCAUUUUGAAGUGCUGAAACCUGGACAAACUGUUAAUGCAGAUCUUUAUCGUGAACAAUUGGAUCGAGUGAACCAAUCUUUAAUCGAAGAGUAUUCGGUGAUUGUCAACAGAAAAGGCGUUAUUCUGCAACACGACAAUGCAAGACCGCACUGUACAAGACGAACCUUGGAAAAAAUUAAUGAAUUGGGGUGGGAGGUACUGCCUCACUCACCAUACUCGCCCGAUAUCGCACCUUCGGAUUUCCAUUUAUUCCGAUCGCUACAACAUUUUCUUAGUGGCAAAAAAUUUGAAAAUUUUAUGGUGUCCAAAAUGCCAUCUCGAGAUAUUUUACUCAAAAACCAAUUGAUUUUUAUCGGUCCAACGUUAUUAUUGAAAAUUUGCACACUAGAUGGCAAAAGGUUGUUGACAACGAAGUUUUAUCUCUCCACGAAAUUAUAUACUCAUCCAGAGACAAUUGUUGAUGUGGUUUAUACACAUCGUUAA